CCCGGUUUGAGUAAAGGGGCGGAGAGCCGAGCUUACGUCCGAGCGUCCUUAGAGGCAUGAUACAAAGUAUAUAAGUAAGAAAUGUGAACAGGUUCUUUGAAAUCAUGGUAUUAGCACUGGCGAGGGGUUCGAUUUCCAUAGCUUAUCUAUAUACACUGGCACCAUGGCUCCCAACAGCAAGAAGCCUCAUGUCCUGAUCGUCGGCGCCGGGUUAGCUGGGCUCUCACUUGCGCAGUGCUUGCGAAAACAGGGCGUCUCAUUUGAGAUUUUUGACAGUGACAAAGACCUCGUCACCCGUCAUGGCUAUGCCAUUGGCGUGCACUCCAUUACCGAAGACUUAACAACGGCCUUUCCCUCGGAUAUGCCACCUUUACGCGAGUCUGCAGAUCACUUAUUGCCCCUGAAACUGGAACCUCAGAUACGUUUCUAUGGCCGAGAAGGGCAAGCCGUCGGUGUCCAAAAUACACCCGAGACACCAUGUCUACGACUGAAUCGCUUACUCUUUCGUAAAUGGCUCGCCACUAGUAUUCCAGUCCAGUUUGGGAAGAAGCUGCGAAGCGUCAAAGAGGAGGCAGAUGGGGUAAUCGUACACUUUGAGGAUGGGACCAGCGCUUCAGGUGAUAUGUUAGUAGGUGCUGAUGGAGUGAACAGUAAAGUACGAGAGUAUAUGCUUGGGCGACCUAACUCGGAAGUUCUCAACCCAAUUAAAGUGGCUUGUGUCUGGGGAGAGGCGACACUCUCAGGCGAAGCGAUGGAGCACCAGCUGUCUUUAGGUCACAGCGCCUAUGGCAUGAUCUCCAAGGAUUUCAAUUUCGUCAUGUUCGUUGGUUUGAACAAGGUCAAUGAAGACUUUUCUGGGGAUUACUACUGGUAUGUUUGCUGGGACGAUGAGGCUGCUCAUCAACCAGACCACUGGCUUCAGCAAACCUCAAAUUCGGCAAAACUUGACUACGUGCUCAAAAUAACUGAAGCACUCGAUCCCAAGUUUCGAGAGAUCUUAUUGUUAACAUCGGCUGAAGGGGUAGUGUCAGGAAUGCCAAUAUUUCGUGACGCGGUCAUUCCGUCACUCCCUAGCACGGGGAGGGUAGCAGUGGUUGGUGAUGCCGCUCAUCCCAUGACUCCAUUUCGAGGCGAGGGAGGAAUGCACGCAAUCCGUGAUGCGCUCAAUCUUGGCAAAGUGAUCGAAGGCUUUGGAGACAGCUACCCUAACGGAGCUCAGAGUGCUCUGGAAUCUUACCAUCAGGAGAUAUUGGAGCGCGGUGGCCGAGCUGUCCUAUUGUCAAGGAAUGCUUUCGCGAAUAAUCAGGAAAAGGACACUAUCAUCAUGGCUUGGGGAAGUGAGGCCACUCCCAUUCCUGAAGAGAGAAUCGUGUUGGAUCACUACAAGCCUUGAGUUUGGGUUGAAUUUUAAAGAAAGUAAUGAUGAAAUCGGAACCAGGGCCCUGUUCAAUUUGGGUGCGUAGCUUCUUUUCUGUACAUCUACCUAUUGUUAAGUCUCUAGUGUUAGCUCGAUACAGAGUCAAGAUUUCGGUUGCAGAAGUA
This is a messenger RNA of Xylaria bambusicola, 1542 nucleotides long. Its product is annotated as FAD/NAD(P)-binding domain-containing protein. The transcript is spliced from 4 exons. Gene Ontology annotation, molecular function: FAD binding. The record is from RefSeq and is a predicted model, not a curated record. Lineage: Eukaryota; Fungi; Ascomycota; Sordariomycetes; Xylariales; Xylariaceae. The coding region runs from base 164 to 1393 and encodes 409 amino acids.